AUGUCAACGGCGAUGGCUACCGGCACUACCGCCAUCUGUCCGGCUGCCACGUCUCGCCCGAAGCACCGCGCUUGCGACGAAUGCCGCACGCGUAAACUCGCUUGCACCAAGGAGCCAGACGGCUGCUCCCGCUGCUUGCGCGAGGGCAUCGACUGCCACUAUUCCCCGCAGAAGCCCAUGGGCCGGCCGAGGAAGCGACCCCUGGACGAGCCGAACGGCGAAAGCGCUGCCGGUGCUCCCGCGGUGAGAAACACGAUGACCGACGUCGCGGCCGAUACGCCGGAGCUCGACUUCUCCUUCCUUGGCCAUAUGGCUACGGAGGAUGCUCAGUCUUACCCGCAAACCAGCCAAGAAAAGCCUUUCUCCUGGGCCUUCGGCUACGCGGGGAACAGCCUCGGGGACGUGGGCUUCGACACGGUUCCCCAGCAUACACCCUCCUUCUCCCCGUCGAAUAUCGACCCGUCUUUGUUCAUUUCCGAGCCCCCGGGUGCGGAGCAGGUGCCUAACCUGUCGCCGAACUCCGCCACCACGCCCGAGAGCAUCGAUAGCUCGAGCGCUCUGCCGCCGCCGUCGCCGGGCUGCGCGCACACCGCAGCCCUGUACCUAUCCCUGGACUCGAUGCAGAGGCUCCCCGAGGGCGUGGAGGAAGGCAUCCGACACGCGCGAAAGGCGACCAAGACGGCGUACGAUGUCGUCUACUGCCCGGUGUGCUCGUUCAAGAUCGAGCCCCCCCACUCGGCAGGCUCCGAAGGGAUCAUGCGCAACUUCCAAAACCUCAUGUUGCUGGCCGCACUGAUUCCUAGCAUCGUGCACGCUUACCAGCGCAUCCUAGAGACCGUCGACCAGGAGGUCAAGAAAGCGGUAGCGGAGCGUCGCCGGCUUGUUUUCAACCUAGCUGGUUUUGGUGGCGUCCUGUUCGGGGACGAAGUAGUAGGGCGCCGCUGCGGCUGCACCUCCACCAGCCUUCUUAACCACCGCGAGAUGGAGCCCGCCAUGUGGCGACUCACGACCAGGGCGCUCUUGAGAGCCGACAUCUACGGGCUGUCAGGCACGAAGACAGAGGUGGCCGACGGUUCACCUCUGUAUAUCGGCCUUAAGGACAUCGUGCUCCAGAUGGAGCAAAAGUCGAAGGCGCGGCACGCGGUUGUAGACGCUCUGAUAGAGUCUGGCGCUUGGCCGGAGCCGAGUUGCGGCUUCAAGAUGCAUGCCAAGGGCGAAACGCCGACAUGCCAGAGGGUCAUCGCCAUUGCGAAGGCGUCUAUAGAGUCGCUGGUCAUACCGUGA
Durotheca rogersii is the source of this 1284-nucleotide messenger RNA. RefSeq lists its product as uncharacterized. Lineage: Eukaryota; Fungi; Ascomycota; Sordariomycetes; Xylariales; Xylariaceae. The record is from RefSeq and is a predicted model, not a curated record. Gene Ontology annotation, biological process: regulation of DNA-templated transcription. The coding region runs from base 1 to 1284 and encodes 427 amino acids. Gene Ontology annotation, molecular function: DNA-binding transcription factor activity, RNA polymerase II-specific; zinc ion binding. The transcript is spliced from 2 exons.